AUGUCUGAUGUCGUGGAUGAAGCUCGCUGGCGUGAGCAGGUGUUUAGAGAACAUGAGUUCUCCGUGGUGCGUCUGCAUUCUGUUGCUGGAAAUGAUUUUCGUGGCAAUGGCUUUAUUGUCUAUCACAGUAAAACGAGGUGUCUCAUAGUGUCAUGUCAACAUGUCGUUAAGAUAGCUGAAGAUGGUGGAACCAUGUAUGCUUAUUUCUCCAACAGUGUCGCCCCAUACAAUGCAAGAGUAUUGUAUACCGAUGAGCACCGGGAUCUUGCUUUGCUGUGGGCUGAAGAGGUGGUGGAACCAAUGACUUCUUUGAGGUUCUUUGACUCACCGUAUGCUUCUGGAUGGAGUGUUGUCGCACUUUCUUUUAUCUCAUUGGGUGCUUCAUCCAAUCCUAUUCUAGAACCAGGGACCUUUUCUGGUGACAUAACCAAUGAACCAGAUGAACCACACCUUCACUGUAGUUGUUCAUCUAAGGAAGCGACAUCAGGUUCACCUAUUAUUUUGGCAAAUGUAAACGAGGUAGUUGGGGUGCUUGGCGGAGCUUCACGUGCGUCUGUAUACGCUGUUCCGGUCAGAACUAUAAAGGAGUUCUUAGGACAGCGCCUUGGUGGAGUCAAUGUAAAACCUCGAUUUUUUCAUGCAAUGGACAUGCCAAUCGCUGGGAUGGUUAGGCUUGUCGCACUGCAGCAGGCAUAG
Molecule: messenger RNA, 696 nt
Organism: Triticum turgidum subsp. durum (durum wheat)
Lineage: Eukaryota; Viridiplantae; Streptophyta; Magnoliopsida; Poales; Poaceae
Source: the annotation of a GenBank genome assembly